Messenger RNA from Ahaetulla prasina, 3898 nucleotides. RefSeq names its product caspase-1-like. The record is from RefSeq and is a predicted model, not a curated record. Lineage: Eukaryota; Metazoa; Chordata; Lepidosauria; Squamata; Colubridae. The transcript is spliced from 9 exons. Gene Ontology annotation, molecular function: cysteine-type endopeptidase activity. Bases 346 to 1518 code for a protein of 390 amino acids. Gene Ontology annotation, biological process: regulation of apoptotic process; proteolysis.
AACACAGAAAACAGGAGAUUGAAUCAUUUUCAAGAGUUGGAAAACGUUUUGCAACGUCCUUCCCCUCUUAUAUGGUGAAAAUAACAAGGAAAGCAGCCGAGACCAAAAACUUCAUGAAAUAUAACAGCCUGUUGUAUCCAGUGGCUUUCCGCGAAAUGAUUGUGUUUCCAGGAUACUCCCACGGCGGUUGGGGCCAGCUUUUUCCUCCUGUUCAAUUCAUGGGCGGGAAAAGGAAACAAUGGGUGUGAGUUCUUUCACUUUCACAAUUGCCCAAAACUGGAACUGCUGCUGUCUCUUGAGCUUUUUCCUUCCCUGCCAUCGCUGCCCAGUAUCAGCUGAGGGAUCAUGGCAGACAAGAAGUUGGGAGAAGUGCGCGCAGAGUUUAUAAAGCGUGUUAACAAAUCUAUCAUCAGCCAACUCUUGGAUGAUCUGCUCUGUAAGGGAAUCAUGGACGAUGAAGAGGUGGAAGGAGUGAAUGUGAACGAUAAGACACAGGACCAAGCAAGAAUUUUGAUUGAUAAUGUGAGAAAAAAGGGGCCUGACGCUAGCCGCCUCUUUAUCGACUCCAUCCUGGCCCGAAAUACUUUCUUAGCUGAACAACUGGAUCUCCAAACCUUUCCUGCUGUUGGCCAGCCAAAAAAAGGUAACAUCUCAGAGGAAGAGGUCCAGUUACUGGAAUCUAAAAAUGGGAUCAGGCUUUGUCCUCAGAAUGUAUUUCAGCAAAUACAGACUAGUGAAGGCACCGAGAUCUACCCUAUCAAUGAUCGCAAGACUCGUACGCGCCUGGCCUUAAUAAUCUGCAACAUCAGAUUUGAUUACUUGAGUGAUAGAAAGGGGGCUGACGUAGACUUGGAACAGAUGACGCUUCUCCUAGACGAUCUGGGAUACAAUGUGGAAACAGAGACCAAUUUAAGCUCACAGGGUAUAACCACUUGCUUGAAGAAUUUUGCAGCUCGGGAAGAGCACAAGACUUCAGAUGGGAUGUAUGUGGUAUUGAUGUCUCAUGGCUAUCAGGACAAUCUUUAUGGAGUCCAUUCAAAAGACAAACACACUGACAUCUUCUCCAUCAAGACUGUCUUCUCCACCUUCAACAACAUAAAUUGCCCAGCUUUGAGGGGAAAGCCCAAGGUGGUCAUUAUUCAAGCAUGUCGUGGUGACCAACGAGGGUAUAUGGUGGAAAAUGUGGAAGACUCAGCUGCAUCUACUGCUGCCUCUCUCCAGUCUGAUUCACACGACAUCAAGCAAUUGCAAACUGAUGCCGUUCAGAGAGUACAUGUGGAGAGUGACUUCAUCUGCCUAUAUUCCACCACCCCUGAUCAUGUAUCCUGGAGACACCCUGAAACUGGAUCACUCUUCAUCAACCAGCUAAUAGAUACUAUCAAGAAACAUGCCUGGAAUUGCAAUUUGGAAGAGGUCUUCCGGAAGGUGAUGGACCAUUUUGCAAGCAACCCAUGUCAGAUGCCCUCAAAGGACAGAACCACCUUGACCAAAAAGUUCUACCUCUUCCCGGGACAUUGAAGCCAGAUGGAGAAACUACUGGACCCAAAAGCAGAUAAUUUUUUCAGCUAUAUGGAAGAAAUACGGAUUGACCACACCUUGUCCUUUCUUCACCUUAUUCCUCAUUCUAAACUUCAAUCAACCCAUUUUUGGAAUUUUAUGUGAUUUGUGUCUUUAAAAUUAAUGGAGUUAGCCAAUAUACACAUAUGCACAUAUAGAGAGAAAGACCGCACAUAAAGCAUGGAUGAAAAGAGUAUGGGAGACUGAAAUUCCCAUAGAAGAUAGGAACUGCCUUUCCUUCCAAAGAACACCAAAGGAAAGACAAACUCCACAAGCAUGAGAUUUAUGAAAAUAGUUAAUAUGGCUCUGCACUACAUCCUACAACAUCUUGAGUCUCCAAAGACCUAUGCAAGGGUCCCAAGGAGCUGCUGAUUCAGUUCUACAGAGGAAUUAUUGAAUCUGUCAUUUGCACUUCUAUAACUGUCUGGUUCGGUUCUGCAACCCAACAAGAAAGACACAGACUUCAGAGGAUAAUUAGAACUGCAGAAAAAAUAAUUGCUACCAACCUGCCUUCCAUUGUGGACCUAUAUACUGCACGAAUCAAGAAGAGGGCCGUGAAAAUAUUUACAGAUCCCUCACAUCCAGGACAUAAACUGUUUCAACUCCUACCCUCAAAACGACGCUAUAGAGCACUGCACACCAGAACAACUAGACACAAGAACAGUUUUUUCCCCGAAGGCCAUCACUCUGCUAAACAAAUAAUUCCCUCAACACUGUCAAACUAUUUACUAAAUCUGCACUACUAUUAAUCUUCUCUUCGUUCUCAUCACCAAUCUCUUUCCACUUAUAACUGUAUGACUGUAACUUUGUUGCUGGCAAUCCUUAUGAUUUAUAUUGAUAUAAAUAUAUUGAUAUAUUGACAUAUGAUUUAUAUUGAUAUUGAUAUAUUGAUAUAUUGACCAUCAUUUGUGCUGUAAAUGUUGUACCUUGAUGAACGUAUCUUUUCUUUUAUGUACACAGAGCAUAUGCACCAAGACAAAUUCCUUGUGUGCAUUAAAAUAUCAACAAUCACACUUGGCCAAUAAAAAAUUCUAUUCUAUUCUAUUCUAUUCUAUUCUAUAAGCCAGAUCAGUUAUUUACAUGUAAAAAAGUCCAGUCAACCCCUUGUGCUUGUGAACUACUCAGUACAGUACAGAGCAGAUACCUUCACCUCUGAAGAACUGGACAGAAGUAGUAAUAUAGAAAUAUCAGGAUACAGUACCAGAAAAUGAGCAACCAUUUACUCAUAAAAUCAUGUCUUGAUAUGUCACACUAAACUGAAAUAAUUAAGUCUAUAGUCCUGAUAUGCUGCCUCAAUGUGUGGGGGAGGUAUUCUUGGGGAAACACCAAGAGUGUAUUACCCUAUUUUGGAUACAUUGGAUACAUUAUGCAAAAAUCUAGUUCUCUGGAGAAGGUGCUAAUGCUAGGAAAGGUAGAGAAAGGAAAGAGGAUAACCAGGAGCAAGUUGAAUGGAUUAUAUACAGCACAUUGAGUUUGAAGAAAAUCACCAUGGGGAAAAAAGUUGCUAAAAGUCAACUCUUAACAUGAUGGCACAUAACGAAAUCAAAUGUAUAGAUGCAAUAGAUAGUUUUGGGAGCAAAAUUAGUGUUAUCAAAAUGAAUAUUACAAUUUGAUUGAUGUACAUUUUACAAAUAUUUUAUUGAUGAUUUCCUUUAGGUAUAUUUUACACAGAUGUAUAAAUGAAUGGGAAGGAAACAAAACUGUAUUUAUACAAUAAAUGUGUAAUUUAGAAAAUUUCUACCCCAUCCUUCAGAUUCCCGAAGAGUUCCACUGUAAAGGAAACCAAAUGUACAGUACACGUGAUGCAAAGCAAAUACACAAUUUAAAUUAGUGCAAGAGCAGUAAAGAACUGGAGAUUCUUCUAGAUAGAGAUCUUUUCAUGCUUUUAAUUAAAAUUCUAUGUAGGUUGGCUGGUCUUAUAACAGAAAAAGGACUGAAGGAACAGUUAAGCUGAGAUGGAGCUAUGAAUAAUCAUAAGAGCAGUAUAUUUUUAUUACAUUUCUGAUUUAUUAUAUUUCUCUGGACAGAUUAUACAGAAAAUUAAAAUAUCAACAAAUUUUAAUGUUAUUAUUAAGAGUAAAAUAUCGGGUUACAAAUGGAAGAUGAUUGUACUAAAAAAAUUCCUCAAGAGUUUCAUGAAAAGUUGAUUUAUCAAAAAUUAUAUUUAGUGUAUUUUUAGACCUCAGAAUAUGUAUCUGAAAGUCUGCAUACCUUUUUUAUGUUGAAGGUAUAAAAAAUUGAGAAGUAUCUGAUGUGAUAAUGUGAUCAUUCAGCAUAUAUUGGGAUGCUGCAUGAAUGUAUAUUACCUGAUGUAUGGAGAAAUCGUUGAAUGUUAAAGAUG